AUGGAAACCGUCCUCGACUACGGCACCAAUACCAAGACCAGUCAGCUGACCAGUCAGCUGUAUUACAAAGAUUCGGGUGACACCGUGGGUGAUUUUAACUCCGCUGAUCCCUAUGCCGGUGGGAAUGACGGUCUCAUCAAUCGAGGAGGCUUCAUCGCCAGAAGCAAGUCGCUCACCCUAACGGGACCCCUCAUGGAAGACGUGUUCGGUUUCGACCGUCAUCUGUUGAACGGCGUGGACGUGGUGCUCAAACUGUUUCGCUCCAACACGACCUUUGUCUUGAUGUCCGACGAGACCGAUAAACAUUACACCAUCAAACUACAAGACGUGUACCUGAAAGUAUGCAAACUGAGGAUCAACGACGCUCUCAUCGUGGCCCACAACAAACAGUUCGAAAAAGCCAACGCCCUGUACCCGUACGAACGAUCCAUGAUGAAAAUGGCCUCGGUCGCCUCGUCCAGUCUGAGUUUUAACUGGGACGCCAUGUUUCAGGACGAAGUCCCCAGUCGACUCGUGGUCGCCUUGGUGAGGUCCGAUGGGGUGAACGGAUCGUACACGGUCAAUCCCUUCUGUUUCCAAGGCGACAUCGUUAAAAGCAUGGGACUGUACUUGAACGGUACCAGUGUACCUGGACGACCGUUAGAGUCGAACGACGUCGAGGCUUACGCCGGUCUGUACGACUGGAAUAACGAAUGGCGCAAAGACAAAGGUUUGAACUUGGACCACACGGAAUUUUCCGUAGGUCAUGCCUUGUACGUGUUUAACCUGCAAGACAUCCAAGGCGACAGAGGGGAAUAUCUGAAUCUGGUCAAGUCGGGUAAUCUACGACUAGAAGUCCAGUUUGCUCAAGCCCUCGCCCAUACCUUCAACGUCAUCGCCCUGGCCAAGUUUCCGGCCCUCAUCAAAAUCGACCAAAGCCGUAACGUGUUUCUAAAGUAG
Haliotis rufescens (red abalone) is the source of this 939-nucleotide messenger RNA. RefSeq lists its product as uncharacterized. The coding region runs from base 1 to 939 and encodes 312 amino acids. The transcript has a single exon. The record is from RefSeq and is a predicted model, not a curated record. Lineage: Eukaryota; Metazoa; Mollusca; Gastropoda; Lepetellida; Haliotidae.